Molecule: messenger RNA, 1520 nt
Organism: Plodia interpunctella (Indianmeal moth)
Lineage: Eukaryota; Metazoa; Arthropoda; Insecta; Lepidoptera; Pyralidae
Gene: Txl
Product: Thioredoxin-like
Exons: 6
Coding region: 88-948 (286 amino acids)
Cellular component (GO): cytosol
Molecular function (GO): protein-disulfide reductase activity
Source: RefSeq, a predicted model, not a curated record
UUGUCACUGCUGCCAUUUUGAAUUGAAUGAAGUGCAAUUUUUGUUGUCAUCAUUUGAGUUCUUGAUUGAUAUAAUUAUUCGAAAACCAUGGGUUUAGCUACCAUUGUUGAAAAUGAAGCUCAUUUUCAGUCUGAAAUGGCUAAUGCGGGUACAAAGCUAGUAGUGGUGGACUUUACCGCUACUUGGUGUCCACCAUGCCAAAGGAUUGCACCGUUUUUUGAACAAUUACCUGCGAAGUUUCCAAGAGCGGUAUUUCUCAAAGUUGACGUGGAUAGAUGUGCAGAGACGGCCAGCGCCCAAGGCAUCUCAGCGAUGCCUACUUUCGUUUUUUACAGAAACAGAACAAGGAUUGAUCGGCUACAGGGUGCUGAUCCUGGAACUUUAGAAAGCAAAGUUAGACAGUACUAUGGUACAGAAGAUGCUGGUGAAGAAGACAGUGCUGUCGCUGGACAUAUGGAUUUGGGGACAUUCAUCACAAAGAGUGAAUGUGAAUGCUUGAAUGAAGCUGAUGAUCACCCCAUGAUGCAUGCUCUGACCAGUGCUGGAGGAUAUCUUGCAAGUGACUGUGAUGAACAACUUAUCAUAAAUAUAGCUUUCAAUCAGUUGGUGAAACUCCAUUCUCUAAAGAUCAAAGCUCCAGCUGACAAGGGACCUAAGUUUGUGAAACUGUUCAUCAACCAGCCAAGGACGCUGGACUUUGACCAGGCAGCUGGGAAUGCAUCUGUACAAGACUUGGAAUUAUCUCCUAAUGAUCUAGAAGGCAAUCCCAUUCCUCUCAAAUUUGUGAAGUUCCAGAAUGUUCAGAACAUACAGUUGUUCAUAAAGGACAAUCAGUCUGGCGGAGAGGUGACACAGAUAGAUCAUCUGGCCUUCUAUGGCUCUCCAAUUUCCACUACAAAUAUGGGAGAGUUCAAGCGUGUUGCAGGCAAGAAAGGUGAAAGCCAUUAGCCGGUGCAGCUGCUUUCAGAAGAGCUCAGUUCAGGGUUAUUUGAAUACCAGUUUGCUGAUUUUGUGGUAAAUUUGAGCAUGGUAAAAUAACAACUUGUAUCCAUUUAAGUAAUGAUGACGUAAGAGAUACUAUACUUCUGCCAUCUUCUAUACUCACAGGAGAUCUUUCACUAGUACAUGUGGCGGUUGCAAUAUGAGCUUAUCAAAAAAUUGUGAUGAUAGAGUGGUAGACUUUUUAAGAACAGAUAAAUAUUAUCAAUGCUAAAAUUUUUAUGAAAUAUUUUCUUUCAAAUACCAAUUUUAGACAGGGUAUUUAUUAUUUAAAUACAUAAAAUAACACUGAACUGUCUCUUCAACUAAAUUUAUGUAAACAUUAUUUAACUAAUGUAAAUUGAGUCAUUUCUCAAACUGUGUCAAAUAAGUAAAUGUGUAUUUAAUAUAUAGUCACAUAUUUAUAAAAUAUAACAUCAAUAUUAUUAUAAGUGAAAGGUCAUUCCAUAGGCCACAGUUUGUUAAAUGGGAUUCAGGAAUAUCAGGUAUUUGUAUAUUCAAUAAAUAAAAUAAUUAAGAUA